This is a messenger RNA of Talaromyces proteolyticus, 2086 nucleotides long. RefSeq lists its product as uncharacterized. The coding region runs from base 76 to 2001 and encodes 641 amino acids. The record is from RefSeq and is a predicted model, not a curated record. The transcript has a single exon. NCBI's taxonomy places the organism in Eukaryota, Fungi, Ascomycota, Eurotiomycetes, Eurotiales, Trichocomaceae.
CGCGCUUCUGUCAACUUGCUGCUGGCUUUGUUUUAUCUUUACUUUUGCUCGCUCGUUAUCGAGUUAACGCAAACCAUGGCUACUACUCCAUCGCCCUACUAUGCGGUAAAGGAGAAUCUAGAUGCCAUCCUUGCUGAUCCGUCAACAGCCAUUGAUGUGCCUUCGAUAGAAAAGCUGAAGCUCGAAAUUACCCGGAAUACAGAUACGGUUGUACCAGCGUCGCUCAUAGCACAGAUCUCCCAAGUGCUUCCUGUGCUGCAGCAUGAUCCUACUCCGCUGACGUCUCUUGGGAUUAAAGCCACAGCAUUCCUCACGUUCUCCGAUCUUCAAGCUAUCGACCCGCCUGUUAAUUUACUUGCUGGCAUUCAAGCACCAUCGCCACCAAUUAAUAUGCUCGCAUUAUCCCUCCUUGAGAAAGCCAACAGCUCUCCUAGUGAUGCAGCCAUAGUAGCGGGAAAUUCAGAGUUGAUGGCAAAUUUGGUUGAGUUGUGGCUGUCUACUUCGACAACAGAGGUCGCUCAAGCUGCAUUCGACGUUUUGUGGUCGUUAUUGGAGGUGGAUCAUAUCGGGAAUGAGACUGGCGAAGGUUUUCUUCAGAGAACUGCUGGUGGGCAAGGCCUGCUUUGGAGAAGGCUAUUCAGUGAUAAGAGCAUCUAUGGUCUUUUUUUCACUAUAUGCAGUCUCUAUGAUGCUAGACAAGAAAGGACGCUAUCGAAACGAGAAAAAUCUGUUGCGCAAGGCCGGCUUCUCGAAUUCAUCGUGAAAGCCGGUACGCUCCGCUGGGAUGCCAUCUCGACUUCCCAUGCCCCUGAAAUUGAGUCCAAAUAUGGAAGCUCCAGCUUGUUACAUUUCGCCGUUUGUCAAAUGAUCGACACCAGCGAUGUCUUGAUGCAUAUGACACUCCUGAACUUUCUUCGAGAUCUAAUAGAAAUUGAAGCGCCGGGUCUAGACAUAUCCAGGCCCGCUCACCCGAUUUCUCCGUUCUCCUCUCGUGCCCUCGACUUUUUGGUGGAGCAAAAAUUACAUCAGAAAAUUCUCAAAUUCUACCUUGACCCUUCACAGGUGGACCCCAUUGACAUCACGUUCCUAGAUAGUCCGAUCACGGCUUAUGUGGCACAAUAUUCACAACUCUACCCUAAUCAUCUACUACAAAAUCCACGUGAAGUUCUUGACAGCAUAUUAUCCAGGAUUCAUCGGUCGUUCUCUAUUCCGUCCGCACAAUGGGCACAUGGACAAGUUCCGAUAGGCGAUCUGUCGAUCUUGGCCUCUUUGCCCCGAGUUAUGCUCGUUGAGGCCAGCCAGAGGUCAUUGAAUCCUCUACAAGCCAUUCCAUCUAAUCCUCCAAAUAAGGACUGCUUUAAUACAUUGACAAAAGUUUUCCAUGGGCCACUAAAGAGCUCUGCUACUGUGCUGGGUGAAGCUUCGACAGAUAUGUACAGAGAGGCAGUUUCAGCACGUACCCUUUAUUUCGCAUAUCUCAAUGAGCAUGCUAGUUUGUGGAAAGAUAUCACUGCUUCUGCAGAUAUUGUCUCUAUGAAGGAUGUGGCACUUUCCGCUAUCGCAUUGAUACGAGGAAUUGUUACCGCGAACUGGGACGUUUUAUCAGCAGAUAAGGCCCAUCAAGUUCCAGAUACGUCAGCAUUCAAGCUCCCUUCUGAAGAUGAGCUGUCCACAAAUGGCCCUGGAAAACUCCCAACUUCUGGGCCAUGGGCUAUACUGACACCUCCUGCGUUGACAACCGUUCUUCCUUACCUUUUCAAGCCACCACUUUCAUAUAGCAAUUUUGUUGCUGGCGGGGUGGGAGAUGUGGACAGUGCGGUAUGGAGAAUGGCGACGGCUAAGUAUGAUGUACUGGUAGACUUUUAUAACGCUCUUAAAAGAUCUUCUGAUCAAGUGGACGGGUUUGAAGAUAUUAUCAAGACCCUGGAGCAGCGUGUUAGAGAUGGUCCCCAAGGCCCCGUGGUACAGGUUGGUAGCCGCGUUGAGGCCUUGGACUUAUAGACAUAGCAACACACUCAAUUCGAUAGGGAGCGACGCAACCUAGUCUGUUUCACGUAAUAAUUGGAAAUGAACAUAUUUCUAUUCA